Mesocricetus auratus (golden hamster) is the source of this 5675-nucleotide messenger RNA. RefSeq names its product transforming growth factor beta receptor 1 (gene Tgfbr1). Gene Ontology annotation, molecular function: activin receptor activity, type I; transforming growth factor beta receptor activity, type I; ATP binding. NCBI's taxonomy places the organism in Eukaryota, Metazoa, Chordata, Mammalia, Rodentia, Cricetidae. Gene Ontology annotation, biological process: nervous system development; protein phosphorylation; activin receptor signaling pathway. The coding region runs from base 77 to 1600 and encodes 507 amino acids. The transcript has 9 exons. The record is from RefSeq and is a predicted model, not a curated record. Gene Ontology annotation, cellular component: activin receptor complex; plasma membrane.
CGAGGCGAGGCGAGGCUAGCGGAGGAGAAGCAGCGGCCGGGGCCGGGGCCGGGCCACAAACGGCGGCGGCGGGACCAUGGAGGCGGCGGCGGCUGCUGCUCCGCGUCGCCGGCUGCUUCUCAUCGUGUUGGUGGCGGCGGCGGCGGCGACGCUGCUGCUACCGGGGACGAAGGCAUUACAGUGUUUCUGCCACCUCUGUACAAAAGAUAAUUUUACCUGUGAGACGGACGGCCUCUGUUUUGUCUCAGUCACAGAGACCACAGAUAAAGUUAUACACAACAGUAUGUGUAUAGCUGAAAUCGACCUAAUUCCUCGAGACAGGCCAUUUGUUUGUGCACCAUCUUUAAAAACAGGGGCUGUUACAACAACAUAUUGCUGCAAUCAGGACCACUGCAAUAAAAUAGAACUCCCAACCACAGGUCCUUUUGCAGAAAAGCAGUCCCCUGGCCUCGGUCCUGUGGAGCUGGCAGCGGUCAUUGCUGGUCCAGUCUGCUUCGUCUGCAUUGCACUUAUGCUGAUGGUCUAUAUCUGCCAUAAUCGCACUGUCAUUCACCAUCGCGUGCCAAAUGAAGAGGACCCAUCACUAGAUCGCCCUUUCAUUUCAGAGGGCACCACCUUAAAAGAUUUGAUUUAUGAUAUGACAACAUCAGGAUCUGGAUCAGGUUUGCCCCUACUUGUUCAGAGAACAAUCGCCAGGACCAUCGUGUUACAAGAAAGCAUUGGCAAAGGUCGGUUUGGAGAAGUUUGGCGAGGCAAGUGGCGGGGAGAAGAAGUUGCUGUGAAGAUAUUCUCUUCUAGGGAAGAACGUUCAUGGUUCCGAGAGGCAGAGAUUUAUCAGACUGUGAUGUUACGCCAUGAAAACAUCCUGGGAUUUAUAGCAGCAGACAACAAAGACAAUGGCACAUGGACUCAGCUCUGGCUGGUGUCGGAUUACCAUGAGCAUGGGUCCCUUUUUGAUUACUUGAAUAGAUACACUGUUACAGUGGAAGGGAUGAUCAAACUUGCUCUGUCUACGGCCAGUGGUCUUGCCCAUCUUCACAUGGAGAUUGUUGGUACCCAAGGAAAACCAGCUAUUGCUCACAGAGAUUUGAAAUCAAAGAAUAUCUUGGUGAAGAAGAAUGGAACCUGUUGUAUUGCAGACUUGGGACUGGCUGUGAGGCAUGAUUCUGCCACAGACACAAUUGAUAUUGCUCCAAACCAUAGAGUAGGCACUAAAAGGUACAUGGCUCCUGAAGUCCUAGACGAUUCCAUAAACAUGAAACACUUUGAAUCCUUCAAACGUGCUGACAUCUAUGCAAUGGGCUUAGUGUUCUGGGAAAUUGCUCGGCGCUGUUCCAUUGGCGGAAUUCAUGAAGACUAUCAGCUGCCUUAUUAUGAUCUUGUACCUUCUGAUCCAUCAGUGGAAGAAAUGAGAAAAGUAGUUUGUGAACAGAAGUUACGGCCAAAUAUUCCAAACAGAUGGCAGAGCUGUGAAGCCUUGAGAGUGAUGGCUAAAAUUAUGAGAGAAUGUUGGUAUGCCAAUGGAGCGGCUAGGCUGACAGCUUUGCGAAUUAAAAAAACAUUGUCACAGCUCAGCCAACAGGAAGGCAUCAAAAUGUGAUUGCAGCUUCGAGGGAACUAUACUCUCUUCAUAUCUGCUCCUGGGUGUGUUUGGGAGGCCAGUUGUUCUACCUCACUGAGAACGAACGGAGGACGCUGCUUCCUCGCGCUGCAGUGGAAUGUGGUUAAUGGAAAGCGUCCCAGGUUCCUCUGGGCCCAGAGGCAGCCACGGGGAUCCUUUGUGUGCACUAUGGAUGCUUCUUCCCAGGACAGUUACAGAAUGUUGUGUAGUCUACUUUUGUUUUUAUUAACAAAGCUUGUUUUUAGAGGAUGACUGCUGGCCCUUAGGGAGCUGCUGUGCUGAUGGUUGUCCAUGAGGUGAAGGAGCUGGAGUGUCUGUCAGCUUAGAUGAAGAAGCACUUGAUUUUCACUCCUGGUUAGUACAUUCUCAGAGGACUCUGAACCACUAGUUUCCUUGAUUCACUUUGAAUGUACUGUUUCAUAGUUUUUCAGGAUCUCAACCUAACACCUAAAACUCUGUAGUCUAAAAUGACCUCCUGUAGGCGUGAGGGGCACAGUUGAUGCGGUUGUAUUUACAUAUGGCUCCUGCUCCUUCACACUCGGAACACACCAUGCUUUCAAAGUGGGGUGUGCCACACCAGUAAGUGCCACUGUACGUCUUUCUAAAUAGAAAUGACACAACUGCUUCAAGUCUGUGUUAAGUCCUGUAUCAUUUUCAUUCAAAAAGUUUAUUUUUCUGAGUAACCUGAAUCUUUUCUGGGUUCGUUUUGUGUUUUGAGUUUUUGUGGUAGACGUCAUUCAGUAUUUAUGCCUUUCUCCUCCCCAAAUGUGCUUGAAGCACUGAGGCUGUGCAGCAGCGUCGGUAAGUAGUCAUGGUCACGUGGAGCUUGGGAGCUUUGCAGUUGAGAUGUGUUUUCUGAGUUUAUUUUAAAAGGUGGCACUUCAGAUACAUGCAGUGCUUCAUGGAUUUAAUCACUGUGGCAUACAGACCCAUUCUUCUGAAAGGAGAGGUUUGUCUAUUGCCUUGUGCAAAGUUGUGUGCUUUUCUGUAAGCCAUUUUUUCUUUAUCUGAUCAAAGAAUUUUUUUUCUUUUUUGAAAUGAAUUACAUUUAAAAUACAAAUGUGGUUAAUGUUAAAUAAUAGGCCUUUUCUAGGAAGGCAGAGAUAGUUAAUUUGAAUAUGCAACUUGACUUUCACAUGUUAUAGCUGUAAGUACUUGUGGAUCCUAUCUUGGGAAGGGUAGAGUUUGUGUAGUUCUGAGGUCGCUACACUUUGAGGAAGGCAGCUUUUGAUUAGUCUGUUAUCUCGUGUAGAUCUUGCACCUGGCGGCGCUGAGUUCAGUGCAAUUGAUACUGGGAGAAGUGACAGCUCAGCCAUUUCGAGUAGAAGUUCUCGUCAUAUAGUCUUGGCCAUAUGAAAUGUCCAAAGUCAGCCUGUUGGGUCUCCCACUGGUGCUGGAGUUAGCUGGCGUUUAUAUCAGUGCUGUCAAGUCUUUGCAGGGUUCAUAUGGCUUUCAAAGUCCUUUUUAUCACUGUGAUCAUAUUCUGAGAGGAAAAUGUUAUCAUUGCUUGAGGCAAGAUGUUGAACAUAGCGAUACCAAUUCCCAGAUAAAAAGGUCAAAAUAACCUCUAGUGUUUAGUCAAGAAGAGAUUGUGACUGUUGAUGCUGAAGCAGCUGCUUUCUGUUAAUAUCUUAUCUCAAACCUAGAGUAAAUUUGAAGACUAUUUGGUCUUAAACCAAAGUAACUGUAGGAUAAAUGACAUGUUACAUAGGCAUUAGUGUCAGUUUCAUGCAUUUAAAAACAUCAUGGGGAAAAGUGCUUAGAGUUUAGUAUUUUUGAAUACAAAUUUGAGUUUUUCUGUAAUUAUCAUGAUCAUCACUGUAAGUAACCAUGAGGAUUUGUUGUUACAGUUGUGGUAUCACCUGCUUAAUAAGCUCUAGUAUUAUGAUCAGGUACUUUUGGGGCCUUUGUUUUUUGUUCUUUCCAUUUCUAACCCUUUGAGGUCUGCUUUAUGGAAAUCCAGGGGACCAAUGCAUUUUAUCACUAAAACUAUUUUUAUAUAAUUUUAAGAACAUACCAAAAGUUGUCUGAGUUAAAGUUGUAAUACAGUUUCUCACCUUCAUACAAAAAAAUGAGUUUUUCUGAAGACGCUUCUCAUCACAUCAGAGGCUGAAGAAUCAUGUUGUUCUUGCCUAAGUGGAUAAAAUGUGCUAUUGAUGAAUCAGGGAACUUUUGUAAAGUUGGAAUUUUGUUCUCAAUUGAGUUUACAUGUUUAUAGCUGAUUUUUUUUGUCCAGGGAUACUUUGAUAAUCCCCAAGUGGCCAAUAUGAACAUGAAAAUAACUUAAAAGCUGAGAUAGGUCAUGGUUACUAUGUCUAUGACUACAGAUACAUCUGAUUAGAAAAAUACUUUUAUGUUAUUUUGUAAUAUAGUCUAUUGUUUAUAUUGCCUAUUAAAAAUACCCUCCCCCUUUCCAAGAUGUAGUUGGCUACAGCAUAUCUUCUAACAAGUGACACAUCAUCUUGUCAAUACCCUGGCAGAGAGAGCAUGAGGUAACUAUGUAUUACUGAGGUAUAGACAACUUGGGCCCCUUAUAUUUUCAACUAUGUUUCUCCUAGUCUGCCUUUCUGCUGACCUGUGGCCCAGAGACUUUUGUCCCCCACCCAACCUCCAGCCUUUGUAUGAAGAACUGCUUUUGAGACCUAAAAUGAAGUGGUUGGUGGAAGCUAUGUGACAUUUUUCUUUUCCUUCAGUCACUGGAUAUCACAGGGAGUGGUCUGCAAAUCCAGGGCCUGGGAUGCCCCUGCUGAUAAGUCUGCUUUGAUGUUAGCUCUGGGUAGAGAGUAGGGUGACAGCUAGGUGGCAGCAGGAGUUGCCUCAGAAACAGUGACCAGUUGUGUUCCUGGUAGAACAGUAAGGCCUGAGGAGCUGAGCCUGUAAUCCUUAUACUACAGUAGUACUCAAGAAGUGCCUUGAGGCCCAGUGUGGUGCCAUGGCCAUUAAGAAUUCCAGACUUUGGUUCUCACUACAGAUUUAAGUGGUCACUUGACUACUUUACAGUUCAUACACUUUUGACCCUUUUCCCAUUAUCAGAUACAUAAAACCAAUGACAAAGCACUAAUUAAUAUGCACACCAAAAUCUGCCCAGUAGACAUAGAAACGUUUGUGUUUUUACUCCAUGCACUGAAAGAAUGAUUGUAAAUCAUUCCUUGUUCUUUGGUCAUGGGAGUGUUCUGGCUCAACAUGUGGAGAUUCCAGAUGUUGUUCUGUUACAGUUGAGCAGAACAUGUCAGUGCGUUGAGACUCUGAAGAGUAGUUCCAGAUGGCAGUGCAGCUUCGUGUGUGGAUGUUGAAACUUCUGUGGGCUCUUUCUAGGAAAGCUGAGGGCUGUCAGCAUUAUUUUUCAAUCCUGUUAUGCACUCUCACUUGUAAACAUUUUUAAAAUGUGGUCAGUAGCAUUCAACCUUUUUCUUAAAACUUAAAGUGAAUUUGUUUUUUAUUUUUCAAUGAGAUUUGUAAGUUGAAUAUCAUGAACUGUGUUUUGAUAAUCCCUUUUUCACAUUGUGCCAAUGGAAUGGAGUAUUUGAUAUUUCUUUAUAUGUUAAGGAGAUGCUUCAAAAUGCUAUUUGCUUUAAACUUAAAUUACCUCUCAAGAGACCAAGGUACAUUUACCUCAUUGUGUAUAUAAUGUUUAAUAUUUGUCAGCAUCCUCCAGGUUUGCAGUUUUAUUUCUAUAAAGUGUAUUAUGUUGUUAAGUUACUCAGAUGGUACUGUAUUGUUUAUAUUUGUACCCCAAAUAACAUCAUCUAUAUUUUGUUUUCUGUAUUUUAUUGUAUUUGUGCAAAAAUCUUUUGACUGUCGGUAUGAUCUCUGCGCUUUCAGAUAUGUACAGAUGUCCAUAGAAAUUUUCAUUUAAGUUGAACGAUUCUGAGAAGCCUGUGAAGAAGAGAGAAAACCAUAAACUGCGUUUUCCCCAUAAGUUUUUAAAGUUGUACAUGGUAUGUGUAGUAAUAUUCCAGAUGAACUGUAAAUAGAAACUCGGGAGAUGCUUAAGUUUCGUCCUAACACUAAGUAGAAAACGGAAGCAAUGCAAAUAAACAACUUUUUCCCACCA